Messenger RNA from Myotis myotis, 1209 nucleotides. It is a transcript of the gene ASMT, whose product is annotated as acetylserotonin O-methyltransferase. Gene Ontology annotation, biological process: methylation; melatonin biosynthetic process. The coding region runs from base 1 to 1125 and encodes 374 amino acids. The transcript is spliced from 8 exons. Gene Ontology annotation, molecular function: acetylserotonin O-methyltransferase activity. The record is from RefSeq and is a predicted model, not a curated record. NCBI's taxonomy places the organism in Eukaryota, Metazoa, Chordata, Mammalia, Chiroptera, Vespertilionidae.
AUGAGUUGCCCGGAGGGGCACCCCAGCCUGGGGCUCCUGGACCAGUACUCCCAGGGGUUCAUGGUUUCCCAGGUUCUCUUUGCCGCGUGCGACCUGGGAGUGUUUGACGUCCUCGCCGAGGCCCCGGGGCCGCUGGGAUCGGAAGCAGUGGCCGCACAUCUGGGCACCAGCUCCCGGGGGAUGGAGCUGCUGUUGGACACCUGUGUGUCCCUCAAGCUCCUUCAGGUGGAAACGAGGGGAGGAAAAGCUUUGUAUGACAACACAGAGCUCUCCAGCACCUACCUGGUCCGGUCCAGUCCCAGGUCCCAGCGCCACAUGAUGCUCUACUUGGCCAGGACGACCUACCUGUGCUGGGCGCACCUGGCCCAGGCCGUGAGAGAAGGGAAGAACCAGUAUCUGAAGGCGUUUGGGGUUCCCUCAGAGCAGCUCUUUACCGCCAUCUACAGGUCCGAGGGGGAGCGGCUGCUGUUCAUGCAGGCCCUGCAGGACGUCUGGAGUGUCCAGGGGAGCCGUGUGCUGGCUGCCUUUGACCUGUCACCAUUCCCGCUCAUCUGUGACCUUGGGGGUGAGCGCCUCCUGGACCCUCAGGGGUUGAUGGGGGCUGCUCAGACCUUCCUCUCUGCCCGCCACCCUCUGUGUCCACUCCCAGGCUGUUCUGGGGCUCUGGCCAAGGCGUGUGUUUCUCUGUACCCGGGGUGUCGGGUCACCGUAUUCGACCUCCCAUCCGUGGUGCAGACGGCAAAGGAUCACUUCCUGUCCCCCGAGGAAGGACCCAUCAGCUUCCAGGAAGGCGAUUUCUUUAAGGACCCCCUCCCGGAGGCCGAUCUCUACAUCCUGGCCCGGGUCCUACAUGACUGGCCCGAUGAGAGAUGCUCUCACCUGCUGGCGAGAAUCCAUGAGGCCUGCAAGCCAGGUGGUGGGGUCCUGGUCGUCGAGAGCCUCCUGGACCCCGACGGGCGGGGACCUCUGACCACGCAGCUGUACUCGCUGAACAUGCUGGUGCAGACGGAGGGCCGGGAGCGGACGCCCGCCCAGUACCGGGCUCUCCUGGCUGCGGCCGGCUUCGGGGACGUGCAGUGCAAGAGGACCCCGGGCACGUAUGGCGCCAUCCUGGCCAGGAAGUAGCGCCCCCUACGGGUGUGCUGCUGCUAUUGACACGCAAAAGUAGUCACCGGCGUGUCUCAGGGGUUGGUUGAGUGUUGACCUAGG